GAACAUGUCCCCUGCUCCAGCAGAUGAGUUGGACCACAAACCCCUGGAUGGUGGUUGGGGCUGGAUGGUUGUGUUUGGGGCCCACAUUUCCAUUGGAUUCGCUUAUGCCACGCCCAAAGUCCUGUCUAUUUUCUUCAAAGAGAUCCAAGAGGACUUGGGGUCCACGUUCAGUGAAAUAGCAUUGAUAUCCUCCAUCAUGCUAGCUGCCAUGUAUGCAGGCGGACCAAUAAGCAGUGUGUUGGUCAAACGCUUUGGAAGCCGGCCAGUAGUCAUGCUGGGUGGACUGAUGUGCGGGGUCUCUAUGGUAACCGCUUCUUUUGGGACCUCCAUCAUUUACCUCUACUUAUGCAUUGGCAUCAUUGGAGGCUGUGGACUCUCCUUAAACCUCAAUGCAUCUCUCACCAUCAUCAGCAAGUAUUUCCUGGCCAAGCGUCCGUUAGCCAACGGACUAGCCAUGGCUGGGAGUCCCGUGUUUCUAUGUUUCCUGGCCCCUGUCAACCAAUAUUUACUGGUCAAGUUUGGCUGGAGAGGAAGUCUCCUAAUCCUUGGGGGUCUGAUGCUCAAUUGCUGUGUUGCCGGGGCCCUGAUGAGACCUGUUAUUGUGUCUUGCAAGCCAUCAUCUAGUGCCCCACAGAAUGAAGUGAAGGAACUGCCAAAUGGCCGCAGCACUACGCGAAACGGACGCUGUAUGAAGAAUGCUGGGAGUUUCUUGGAUUUGACCUUCUUCAAGGAUAGAGGCUUUGUCAUUUACCUCAUUGGGAACAUAAUGUUCAUCUUCGGUGCCUAUGCUCCCAUUGUGUUCCUGUCAGCCUAUGCUAUUAGCCAAGGCGUAGAGGAGUACUCCGCAGCCUAUUUACUCUCUAUUAUGGGCUUUGUGGACAUGUUUGUUCGGCCUGGCACAGGCCUGAUAGCCAACAGCAAGUGGAUCAGGCCAAGAAUCCAGUACUUCUUCAGCUUUGCCAUGAUUUUCAACGGCACGUGCCACUUACUGUGCCCGCUGAUGACGAGCUACGCCUACAUGGUGGUCUACGCAGUGUUUUUUGGCGUGGGUUUCGGCAUGGUCUUCGCGCUGAUAUUUGAAUGUCUGAUGGACCUGAUGGGAAGUGAGCGCUUCCCCAGUGCGGUUGGACUGGUCACCAUCAUCGAAUGCUUCCCCAUGCUACUGGGACCACCUGCUGCAGGAAUGCUGGUGGACAUCUUUGGUCACUACAAGUACCUUUUCUUCAUGUGUGGCUCAGUGAUCGUGACUGGCGGGCUCUUUCUUUUAGUCAUGAACAUCUUCAACUACCACAUGCUGAAAAAAGAGGAGAUGGCAAAGGACAGAGAGCAGAACCAAAAAAACAUAGAGAACAAGGACCAGGUGGAGAUGAAACAGACAUCUGAGGCAGCGAUGGAACAAUCUGAGCCUGAGGGUAAAGAGAAGAACGGAGCCCGGAGAGAUCCAUGUCCAGAGAACGCAUUAGCACCAAAUGAAAUGUGAUUCCUCUAUUUAGCAUGCAUAACAGGGGCACAUGUAUGUAAGUGUGUUUGCAGGUGUGAAUGCAACUCUAUUCCAAAUUGCAGCUUGCCCAUCAGCCAUGUUUCCAUCCAACUGUAGCACAAAUUUUAACCAAAUUUCAAAAUUUAUCAAAUUUUAAUGGGACUUUCCAUCCACUACCAUUAUGCAAAUAUUAGCAGUUUGUUCAUCAGGAUAAACAGCUGGUGGUGCUAAUCCUCCGGUCAGGUGGCAUUAAAUCCUUGCAGAAGAAGAGGGCGCAGUCAAACCUCAAACAGUUUUUUAAGCACAAAUUGAAAAUGCACAUAUAAACAGGUGGAUGGUGCACAGUCAUUCACUCGAUCUGUUAAUCAACAGUCAUCUCAGCAACUGCGCACUAUAACAACACUGGCUUUAAGCUAAAUGCUAAUGUCAGCAUGCUAACAUGCUCAUAAUGACAAAACAGGUAUACUGUUUACCAUGUUCACCAUCUUAGUGUACUGUGUUAGCAUGCUAACAUUAGCUAAUUAUGGCUGAUGGGAAUGUCAGUUUUGCAAGUAUUUUCUCCAAAUGAUGAUGGAGCUAGAUGAAAAGUCAGGGACUCACCAGAUUUCUUUUACAAAAUUUCAUGGCAGUCUAACCAAUAUUUGUCGAAAUAUUCCUUAAAAACCCAAAUAUCAACCGCAUAUUGAGGAAAACUCAGAGGAUCUUCAAAGUCUGUGGACCACGAUUGUUAGAACAAAUUUCUAGUUUCCAGUAAAUCCUACACACUGGUCCUUUAAUAUCUGAGAGUGAAUGUUUGCUGUAAUUAACUUAUUUUUUUCAAAUGAUCAUGAAUGCACACAUCUGCUUUUCUGCUUUGUUAUUCAAUUUAACUGUUUCACUGUAAUCUGUCUAUGAAAAUAUUGUUUUUGUGGUAAUGUGCUUAGUCUCAGGAGACUUGCAGUGUUACAGGUGUAACAGGAUGAUUUAUCCUUUAUUUGUUUACCUCUUUAGUUACUUUUAAAGCUGUGGUAGUUGUUUUUUUUGUGUCAUUGGGCAAAUCUUCCAUACUAACCUUUCAUAAUAUUGUAAUUGACGUGUUCUGAGAGAAAGCAGAGAAAGAGGUGGGAGGUUUUGCACAACUUUUGCCUACUGCACCUUUAAAUGAAUACUAAAUAAUACUGUCAAUUGCACAUACAGAAACAAAACCUCUUUCUGAAGUGUGAUAUUGACUUAUGAUCAUUUGUUAAUCUAACAGCAAAUAAUACUGUCUUUUAAAAGUUUUUGUCAGUUUUUAUUUAAUUUGAACUUUAAUGCUAAAACACAUUAUAAGCUAUGAUGUGUGGUCCACUGUAAUGUCGUAAUGCUGUGUUGACAUUUAGAAGUGACAUUUGUUAUCUGGGUGAGAAUGGAUUUGCAUGCACUGUUAAUUGAUUUGAGGCUCUGUGUAUUAGUGCAUGUGAGUCGGAGUGGGACGGAGUAACAAAAAUACAAAGUGUAUUACAAAUAAUCCAAAAUCUAGUUAUUUUAAGUUUAUAUGUUAAGGUGAUGGCAGCUUUUUGGAUUCUGUGUUCCUGAGAAUUCAAUGAAAGCUUUAGUUUUUG
Molecule: messenger RNA, 3060 nt
Organism: Morone saxatilis (striped sea-bass)
Lineage: Eukaryota; Metazoa; Chordata; Actinopteri; Moronidae
Product: monocarboxylate transporter 2-like
Exons: 4
Coding region: 5-1480 (491 amino acids)
Biological process (GO): monocarboxylic acid transport; transmembrane transport
Cellular component (GO): membrane
Molecular function (GO): monocarboxylic acid transmembrane transporter activity
Source: RefSeq, a predicted model, not a curated record